GGUAAACCAAGAAGAUGGAGUGGAGGAGGGAACCAGCGAUGUGCAGAAUGGCCAUUUGGAUCCAAGUGCCGACUGCCUCUGUCUCGGCAGGAGCGUUCAGAACCGAGACCAGAUGAGAGCCAAUGUCAUCAAUGAAAUCAUGAGCACGGAGCGCCACUACAUCAAGCACCUCAAGGACAUUUGUGACGGUUACUUAAAGCAGUGCCGGAAGAGAAGGGAUAUGUUCAGUGACGAACAGCUAAAAAUCAUCUUUGGUAACAUUGAAGAUAUCUACAGAUUUCAGAUGGGUUUUGUCCGGGACUUGGAGAAACAGUACAACAACGAGGACCCCCAUCUCAGUGAAAUUGGACCAUGUUUCCUUGAACACCAAGAUGGCUUCUGGAUCUAUUCAGAGUACUGUAACAAUCAUUUGGAUGCAUGCAUGGAGCUUUCCAAGCUGAUGAAAGAUAGCAGGUACCAGCAUUUCUUCGAAGCAUGUCGUCUGUUGCAGCAGAUGAUUGAUAUUGCCAUAGACGGUUUCCUUCUGACGCCAGUGCAGAAGAUCUGCAAAUACCCCCUGCAGCUCGCAGAGCUACUGAAGUACACCGCGCAGGAUCACAGUGACUACCGGUAUGUGGCUGCUGCUCUCGCUGUCAUGAGGAACGUGACUCUACAGAUCAACGAGCGGAAGCGGAGAUUGGAGAACAUUGACAAGAUAGCUCAGUGGCAGGCCUCUGUUCUGGACUGGGAGGGAGACGAUAUCUUGGACCGCAGCUCAGAGUUGAUCUACACGGGAGAGAUGUCCUGGAUUUACCAGCCUUAUGGACGGAACCAGCAGCGUGUUUUCUUUCUCUUUGAUCACCAGAUGGUUCUCUGCAAGAAGGAUCUGAUACGAAGAGACAUUCUGUAUUAUAAAGGUCGCAUAGACAUGGAUAAAUAUGAAGUAGUGGAUACAGAAGACGGGAGAGAUGAUGACUUCAAUGUCAGCAUGAAGAAUGCCUUCAAACUUCAUAACAAGGAGACUGAGGAAAUGCACUUAUUCUUUGCCAAGAAACUGGAAGAGAAGUUACGAUGGCUUAGAGCUUUCAGAGAAGAAAGGAAGAUGGUAAAAGAAGAUGAAAAGAUAGGCUUUGAAAUUUCUGAAAAUCAAAAGCGGCAAGCGGCAAUGACUGUAAAGAAAGUCAGUAAGCAAAAAGGUGUGAGCUACUCCAAGUCGGUUCCUCCAGCCUACCCACCACCCCAGGAUCCAUUAAAUCAGGGACAAUACAUGGUGACAGAUGGCAUAUCCCAGUCCCAGGUCUUCGAGUUCACCGAACCCAGACGCAGCCAGGCCCCGUUCUGGCAAAACUUCAGCAGGUUAACACCAUUCAAAAAAUAAUACCUAGAGAGAUGGAGGAUCUCAACUUAAAAGAACUAAGCAAUUAAAAAUAAAAAAUAAGCAAAGCUAUA
Messenger RNA from Cariama cristata (Red-legged seriema), 1428 nucleotides. It is a transcript of the gene ARHGEF9, whose product is annotated as Cdc42 guanine nucleotide exchange factor (GEF) 9. Bases 113 to 1357 code for a protein of 414 amino acids. Gene Ontology annotation, molecular function: guanyl-nucleotide exchange factor activity. The record is from RefSeq and is a predicted model, not a curated record. The transcript is spliced from 8 exons. Lineage: Eukaryota; Metazoa; Chordata; Aves; Cariamiformes; Cariamidae.